Molecule: messenger RNA, 777 nt
Organism: Rhodofomes roseus
Lineage: Eukaryota; Fungi; Basidiomycota; Agaricomycetes; Polyporales; Fomitopsidaceae
Exons: 5
Coding region: 1-777 (258 amino acids)
Source: RefSeq, a predicted model, not a curated record
AUGGCUCUUACCAUCGACCUUGCUUCCGUCGACAAUGUCAACCUGCUCAGCCUCGACACUGAUACCCCCGGCAAGUCUCUAUGGUUCAUAUUAUUUAGACUGCCCGCUUCCGCCAAGGCUGGAGCCAUGCUGAAAGAAGGUGAUAAGGCCCAAGCUGUGACCCUUACACUACUCGAAAAGACGCGGCCCUUCAUGGAGAAAGACCUUCACGAUCGUUUGCACGAGAAAUACGACUGGCUCAGAGAGCGCAGACUGCAGAUGAAGCCUGGGUUUCUCAAGCGGGCUACGCAAUGGGAGAAAAUUGCCGCUUACAGAGAGGAUUCAGUUGAAUUGAGCGGAGUCACUGUGGUUUCAUCAGAGCGUGCACGGAGCCUGUAUAUGUGGAAGAAGAAAUCGCAGAAGUCUGCUCCGGAAUCUAGUGUCUUGUCUGUAUCCAACUCAGAUCACGCUGGCGUGGAUGAGGUUGAGUCCAUUCUUUCAUACGCCGAUUCAACUGCGCCUGGAGACGGCGAAAGUGUAAACGGCAAUGCCAAUUCUAAUCCCAUAGAUAUUGUGCCGGAUGGUGCAGGCCAGCCACCGCAGUAUGGCAUCUGCGAAGUGGACCCGCAGGGAUGCCUCAACACUGAUAGCGCUUCCGUCAUUUCGCCAAUCGAACUACAUAAUAUGCUCACACACGGAGUGUCCCCUGUGUCUGGGUUCCCCAUACAUAAUAGACCCUCUGGCGAUGACCCGUUCGCGGAUGACAAUAAAGCAAGCGCAUCGUCGACUUUCUUAUGA